Messenger RNA from Sphaeroforma arctica JP610, 158 nucleotides. RefSeq lists its product as hypothetical. The annotation marks the transcript as partial. The transcript has a single exon. The record is from RefSeq and is a predicted model, not a curated record. NCBI's taxonomy places the organism in Eukaryota, Ichthyosporea, Ichthyophonida.
CCGAAGACCCUUGACCCUCCCAUCGAGUACGACUGCUCGCACAUAGCCCAAACGUACUGCUCCUUACUUUUGCUAGUAAUACUUGGGGAUGAUCUUACCCGAGUGCGCCGAUGGGACAUACUGGAAGCCCUGAAGCAGUUGCAAAAACCUGAUGGCAG